AUGUCUUCUAACAAACAGUCGUCCUCUGAAGAACGGUCACCUCGCUCGAUGGAUACAUCACAGUCUGAGCAGUCUGAGCAAACCACCACUAUAUCCGGGGUCUUUUUCGCAGGUUCUCGCAACUUCGAAAUAACGGGCGGUUCCUUUAAUCAUGCUGCGAGGGAUAUGCAUCAAACUGUCAACAACGACAACUCUAAGCAAAGCGACUUUAAUAACGAUCAUAGAGAUGCGGCUACCUAUAAUGGAGCGGCUAUGCACAAUGACCGUAAAGGGUCAAAUACCAACGUAGCUAUGGCCGCCACAUUUGCUACUACCACAAGUAGUAGUCAAAGACAAAUCCCUCGCAACUUUCAAGGUCAACAGAUGAACGUGUCGAGGAAGAAGUACACUACUUUAGAAGCUCAUCCAGGAUAUAACAUUGAACAAACUCUGGGAAACUUGAACGGAAAUGAUAGGGAAUUUGCUGCUGCAGAAUAUGCAGAAAAUAUGCGCAUUCAAGCCCAACAGAAGCUUUAUUUUGAGCGUCAAAAGCAAGAUGGUUUUGAGGUGUGUGUGAUUACGGAACGGACGUUACCUCGUGUUAAUAACAAGCAAAUGACUAUGAAGGGACCAGGAGAUAGGAGCACAGCAGAUGUGAAUAUGGAGACUGCAGAUGCGGAAGUAGAAGAUUCCGGAAAGGCGGAGUUACGUCAAUGCGUUCAAACGUUCUUGGCUAAUGCCAAACAAAAGGACUUGCCUGGAUUGGCAGAUGCACUCAUUGACGCAGGUUGGGACCGCGAAACACUGAUGGAUGCUCAUUGGGACGAUAUCAAGGGUUCGUACCCAGAAUGGCAACCCGCUACGUUCGUUAAAUUGAGGACAAUCUGUGUAAAAUGGGUUGCAUGA
Molecule: messenger RNA, 885 nt
Organism: Lentinula edodes (shiitake mushroom)
Lineage: Eukaryota; Fungi; Basidiomycota; Agaricomycetes; Agaricales; Omphalotaceae
Exons: 5
Coding region: 1-885 (294 amino acids)
Source: RefSeq, a predicted model, not a curated record